GAGUGGUGAGAUAACCAGUGCAACCUGCUGGCUAGCUCCAUCUUCUCCCCACCCUCUCCCCCCAUGAAAGCAUCCUUGUUGCAGCUGGGAGCCACACUGCCAGCCUCCCCAGUCACAACUGCAUAACCUGCUCAGAGGAGUGAGCCCCAAGGAGCUGAAUUCCAACCUAUGGGGAAGGAUUCACAUGUCUCUGCUGAAUUCAACCAUGGUGCAGGCUUGCCUUACCAAAGGGUACCUCAGCAGAUCAAUGGCUCUUUCUUAGUCAAAGGUGACCAUUUUAUUGCCUCAACCUACCAGUCAAGAUGACACUGUCUGUGGAUUCUUCUUGGUUUCGCUGGCAAGGGAGAACUAAAGACAGCUUCUCCCAGACUCCUUCAGAAUCUACCCCACUGCUGUCUGUAGCUAAAGAGAGACAGAGCUACAAUCUAAGUCAACAACGGAUUGUUUUUCCUAACAAUAAGACAUUUCACCAAGACUGGGCAAAGGUUUCCAAGUUUUACUCUGGCAACAGGAUCCAUACCACCAAAUAUACCCUGUUCAAUUUUCUACCCCGGAACCUCUUGGAGCAGUUUCACAGGUGGGCUAAUCUCUAUUUCCUCUUCCUGGUAAUUCUAAACUGGAUGCCACCUCUAGAGGUCUUCCACAGAGAAAUCACCAUGUUACCUUUGGUUCUUGUGCUGCUGAUUAUCAUGGUAAAAGACGGCGUGGAAGACUAUGAGAAAUACCAAUUCGACAGAGAGAUUAACUCCUCCCAUAUUCAAAUAUAUAAAAAGAAAGAACAAGACUAUGUGCAGAAACAUUGGAAGGAUGUCCGAGUAGGAGACUUUGUCCAACUGCAGUGCAAUGAGAUCAUCCCAGCAGAUAUCCUCCUACUCUUCUCUUCUGAUCCCAGUGGAGUCUGUCACCUGGAAACUGCCAACUUAGAUGGGGAAACCAACCUCAAACAGAGGCGUGUGGUGAAGGGCUUCUUGCACCAGGAAUCUCGGUUUGAACCAGAACUCUUUCAGAACAAGAUUGUGUGUGAGAAGCCCAACAAUAACCUCAGUAAAUUCAAAGGUUAUAUGGAACAUCCAGAUCAGACCAGGACUGGCUUUAACAGUGAGAGUCUUCUGCUCCGUGGUUGCACCAUCAGGAACACAGAGGUGGUGGUCGGCAUUGUCAUCUAUGCAGGCCAUGAGACGAAAGCCAUGCUGAACAACAGCGGCCCUCGAUACAAACGCAGCAAGAUUGAACGUCGCAUGAACAUUGACAUUUUCUUCUGUGUGGGAAUUCUCUUCUUCAUGUGCCUUAUUGGAGCUAUAGGUCAUGGCCUCUGGAAGGGAAAAUUUUCAGGCCUUCCACCUUUUGAUGUUCCAGAUGCUAAUGGAAAUUUUCCCUCAAUUGCACUUCAAGGCUUCUAUAUGUUUCUCACCAUGAUCAUCCUACUACAGAUCCUGAUCCCAAUCUCUCUGUAUGUAUCCAUUGAGUUGGUGAAACUUGGUCAGGUUUUCUUCUUACACAACGACAUUGACCUCUACGAUGAAGAGACUGAUCUAUCCAUUCAGUGCCGAGCCCUUAACAUCACUGAAGACCUGGGCCAGAUUCAGUACAUCUUCUCAGACAAAACUGGAACUCUAACAGAGAACAAGAUGGUUUUCCGACGUUGCACCAUUAUGGGCAAUGAGUUUUCCCAUCAAGAGAAUGCCAAACGGCUGGAAACUCAGAAGGAGCUGGAUUCAGAUGAUGAGGAUUGGACCAAAUGUCAGUAUGGGGCCUUCCCAGGUCUCAGCACACUGAGACACACUGGAAGUGCUAAGCCCCUGAGGAGGAGUCAGAGUGCCCGUGCCCAUUUCCAGUAUCACACUCGACACAGGUCCAUGGGGAGAUGUAACAGUACCCAGUCUCCGGUGGCCUUCAGCAGUACCAUUGAAAAGGAUGUGACUCCAGACCAAGGUCUCUUGACAAAGGUGAAAGAUGCUGCCCUGAAACUAGAGACCUUGACACCACACAAAGUCACCAAACCUUCCUUUACCACUGGCUCCUCCAUCACCGAUUUCUUCCUCGCAUUGGCCAUCUGCAACUCUGUCAUGGUCUCCACAACCACAGAACCCAGACAGCGGGUCACCAUCCCACCACAGAUAAGGUCCCUAGGAACGUCCCUAGAGAAGAUUCACCAGCUGUUCCAGAGGCUUAAACUCUCCAGCCUCAGCCAGUCCUUCUCUUCCUCUGCUCCGUCUGACCUUGGAGAAAGCCUGGGGCCAAACCCCACCACUGUAGAUUCGGAUGAGCAAGAUGACCUGUCCACUCAGAGCUGUGGAGAUUCCACCGAUGUGGGCUACCAGAGCUGCUCCCGGGAAGACGGCCCGGCCAAGCAGGAGCCCUUGGGAGCUGGAAGACCCUCCUUGGAAGAUGUGCUGGACGCAGUAAUACCAGAGCCAGAAUUCUGCUACGAGGCUGAGAGCCCUGAUGAAGCUGCCCUCGUGCAUGCCGCCAGGGCCUACAACUUCACCCUGGUAUCCAGGACUCCUGAGCAAGUGACCGUGCGCCUGCCGCAGGGGACGCUUCUCACCUUUGACCUCUUGUACACCCUGGGUUUUGACUCAGUAAGGAAGAGGAUGUCAGUGAUUGUAAGACACCCCUUGACUGCAGAGAUCAUUGUCUAUACUAAGGGAGCUGACUCAGUCAUAAUGGACCUGCUGGAAGACCCUGCCAAAGAUAAAGACCCUGUUGCAGAAAAGAAGUUGAGAAAAAUUAGAGCCAAGACCCAGAAACACCUCGACUGGUAUGCAAGAGACGGGCUAAGAACACUCUGCAUUGCCAAGAAGGUCUUAAAUGAAGAUGACUUCCAGAGGUGGGCCAAUUUCCGGCACGAGGCUGAAGCAUCCCUUGACAACCAGGAUGAGCUCCUAAUGGAGACAGCUCAGCAUCUAGAGACUCAACUCACCUUACUGGGAGCAACUGGGAUUGAAGAUCGACUGCAAGAGGGAGUACCAGAUACCAUUACUGCAUUGCGAGAGGCAGGGGUCCAAAUCUGGGUCUUGACAGGAGACAAGCAGGAAACAGCUGUCAAUAUUGCACAUUCCUGUAAACUUCUGGAGCAGAGAGACAUGGUCUAUACCAUUAAUACAGAGAGUCAGGAGACCUGUGAAUCCAUCCUCAACUGUGCUUUAGAAGAGGUGAAGAGAUGUUAUGACAUGAGCAAAACAGAACACAAGUUUUUUGGCAUCCCUCUUCCUUGUCAGGCACCAUCUUCUACCAUGGAAGCUGCAGUUCCAGACAUCGGGCUAGUGAUUGAUGGGAAAACUUUAAAUAUUAUUUUCCAAGGGAAUCUGGAAAAGAAGUUUUUGGAACUAACCAAAUACUGCCGCUCAGUCCUGUGCUGUCGUUCUACUCCACUCCAGAAGAGCAUGGUAGUCAAGCUGGUGCGGGACAAGUUGAAAGUAAUGACUCUUGCCAUAGGUGAUGGUGCAAAUGAUGUGAGCAUGAUUCAAGCUGCUGAUAUUGGAAUUGGAAUCUCUGGGCAAGAAGGCAUGCAGGCUGUGAUGUCCAGUGAUUUUGCCAUUACUCGCUUCAAGCACCUCAAGAAACUUCUGCUCGUGCAUGGCCACUGGUGCUACUCACGUUUGGCAAGGAUGGUUGUUUACUACUUCUACAAAAAUGUGAGUUAUGUCAACCUUCUCUUUUGGUACCAAUUCUUCUGUGGUUUUUCGGGUACCACAAUGAUUGAUUACUGGCAGAUGAUAUUCUUCAACCUCUUUUUCACCUCCUUACCACCCCUUGUCUUUGGGAUCCUUGAUAAAGACAUCUCUGCUGAAACCCUCCUGGCUUUGCCUGAACUCUACAGGAGUGGGCAGAAUUCUAAGUUCUACAAGAUGUCCACUUUCUGGAUUGCCAUGAUGGAUGCUUUCUAUCAGAGUCUAAUCUGUUUCUUUAUCCCUUAUUUGACCUACAAGGACUCUGACAUCGGUGUCUUCACCUUUGGGACACCCAUCAAUACCAUCUCCCUCAUCACAAUCCUGUUACACCAGGCGAUGGAAAUGAAAACAUGGACAUUCAUCCACUGGUCUGUGCUUGUGGCUAGCUUCCUGCUUUAUUUCGUGGUCUCCCUCGUGUACAAUGCCAUCUGUGUUACCUGUAACAGCCCAACCAACCCCUACUGGAUUAUGGAGAAGCAGCUAUCAGACCCUACCUUCUACCUCUUGUGCUUCGUUACACCUGUGGCUGCCCUUCUUCCAAGAUAUUUUUUCCUGGCUCUCCAAGGAACCUUGGGGCAGUCACCCAUCCUGGAAGCUCAGAAGCUGGACAAACUUCCCAAAGAGAAAAAGGAUCUGGCUAUCCAAGAGUGGAGGAGACAAAAAGAGAGAUUGUCUACAGCCUGCCGAGUAGCUCCGUUCCCUGGAAAUGCCAGAUUGGGCCAUCUUCAGGUCCCCCAUUUCACAGAACAAGAAUUGAGGGACAGUUCCAUAAAGGAAUCCUCUUCUCCCAUGAAAAGACAUGUUGGGGACUGGGUCCUUAAUAGAGAUAAAAGUAGCCCCCUCCCCUGCCCCGGUUAUGUAGGGCACAAUCAAAGGUCACCUAGCUCUUCAGCAAGACCCUCCCCUGAUGAACACCUCUUGGGACCCAGUGGAUACAAAGCUUUUGGAAUGUUCACAGAUUCACAGACUGGCAGCCCAGGAGCCUCAAGCAGAGGGAGCCACAAGCGAUCUCAGAGCUCCUUGACUAUAUGAAGGAGGACCCUAUAGAUAGUAGCUGCAUGUGCAGAGACAAACUCCAAAUGUGUUCAUGUAAUACAUGUUUUCUUGUGACCUCAAGCAAGUCGCAAUCCUUCCUGGGAAACUGGACAGACUUGAUUCCUUUAUCUAUCAGAAUUUCAUGGAGAAAGGGCUUCUUCUCCCAAUAGGUAAAAAAUACUAUAUGGACUGGAGAACAAGACUGGGAAUUAGUCAAAUACUCUCUGAGGUUUUCUACAAUUAUCAGGCAGCCCAUCUUACAAUAAACAGGAGUUAUUUCUUUUUCAGAAUGGAAAAAUAUUUCCAUGUACAGUGAAUGAGAACAUUUCUUUAAGAGAUGGUCCUCAAGCAUCCACCUCCAAGAAUAUGCCUUCAAGUACUGAAUCACUCUAAUGAACAGCUUGUGGAGAUAUAACUCUUCUUAUAUACACAAUUUGGCCCACCCCAACCACCACCACCAUCACUCCCCAGUGUUUCUUCUUUUGUGUGGAAAAGAGCUACAAUUUCAGAAGAGACAGGCCCAGAGUUAGAAGCAAAGGAGUCUGAGUUUCUUCCAAAAAUGAAAACUUCUACCCCAAACUUUCCUAUAUUCACUGUUAGGCCCAAUUACCAUGGCCUUUAAAAUAAAACAAGAUGCUGCUCCAUCCCAACUCCCUUCCUAGAAGGGGAAAGAAGCAGGGGGAGGGAGGAGAAGAGAGAGAUAAUUAGUCACUGUUCAACUUAAAAGAAUUUAUCAGAAAUAGAUAUAGGUGAAAGGAUGCCUCAGAGCCAAGGACUUCUUUUUGGUAACCGGAGUAUGAUUGAGAGGGAAGGAUCAAGAAUAUACCAACAAAGAAACAUCAUGUGGCCAAGCCCAAGAUGAGAGAGUAAAGAAGGACCAUCAAAAAAUAUCAAGAAGGGUAUAGACAAAAAUAAGUCUCUCAUUCAAACAAUCAUCAAGAAUUUAUUAAGCACCUGCUAGGAUUACUGAUAACCUCGUUCUCCUAAAACUGAGAGCACUAAAACUUGGUCACAUCAAAUUGGCACAAGUUAAUUUAGGGACACACAAAAAGAAGUCCUGCUUCACACAAUGAGUAGAAACUCAGGGAGCCCAUUACUCUCAAGAGAGUUCAGGACUAAAAAUAUAAAAAGAAUUCAAAGUGUGUUAAUAAAUUAGUGACAGAGCUAUAAAAAAAAUAGAUUGUUAAUAUAAGCUAGAGAUGUUUCAAGGAUGUGUCCAAACAUGUGAGGUUAACAUGGAAGGCCAACCAUUGUCUAUCAGACAAAGCACCAGAUCAUAGAGACCAAAAACCAGUGUUCUUAUUAUUUUAUGGCCAUGGGGGAAGAAAAGGAGAAGGUCUAUGACUGCAUUGGUGUGGGGAACUCCCAGUGAGAAAUCUCCCUCUAUCAACAACUCAUCUGCUACUUAUUCUUAAAGAGUUGCCUAAGCCACUGGGUGGCUGGGACUUGCUUGGGAUCACAUAGCUUGUGUCAGAAGUAAAACUUGAACCCGGGUCUUCUUGAUUAUGAGAUCUGCUUCCUAUCCUUUUAGGAUACAAAAAUCCCUGGGCCAUUGCAGUAUCAGCAAUCCCCAACUCAUCAUGGAUCAUCAAAAACUCUCCAUUAGGAGUGUAGAACACAUCAUAGCAACCAUUUUUGAGGGUGCAAUUGACUCUACCUCUCAAAUCCUACACAAUCCAGUGCCAUCAACACUGAGCAGCUGGUUAAUUCUAAAGGCUUUCUAUGAUGCCAAGGAAAAUAAUAAUACAGCCUUUCAUGAUAGAAAGGAAAAGGACAAAAAUGCAGAGGUCAUGGAUGCUCUCACCUUCUGCAUGUCUAUAGCUCUCCACAUGUAAAAAGACCUCAAGGUCAGAGGCAAACAUACUAUUUGAAAGCUGAGAGGAAAAGCACUGAAUAUGAUAAACGACCAACGGCUUCUUGCCUAAAUGCCAGAUUGCACCGAAUACCAAGUUGAGGGCUAGCACUUAAUGAAAAAUUUGUCAAGGUCUCUAUUCCCCUUCUUUAAAAAAAAUGUCAUCCAAUUUGCCUCCUAACUCAGGGGAAAGACAAACUAACUAUGUGGGGUUGUUCCCCCCCCCCCUUUGUACCUGGUAAUUCAUAUUAAUGUUUGUAUUUAAUUUAUUUUAUACUUUUUAUCUGGUUUUGACUGACUAAAGAUGUAUGUAUUAUUUCUCUUGGAGGGAAAAAAUAAAUGGUUUUCCAUAGACAGUCAUCAA
Monodelphis domestica (gray short-tailed opossum) is the source of this 6925-nucleotide messenger RNA. RefSeq names its product ATPase phospholipid transporting 10B (putative) (gene ATP10B). Gene Ontology annotation, cellular component: plasma membrane. Gene Ontology annotation, molecular function: magnesium ion binding; ATP hydrolysis activity; ATP binding. The record is from RefSeq and is a predicted model, not a curated record. Gene Ontology annotation, biological process: phospholipid translocation. NCBI's taxonomy places the organism in Eukaryota, Metazoa, Chordata, Mammalia, Didelphimorphia, Didelphidae.